Penicillium nucicola is the source of this 930-nucleotide messenger RNA. Its product is annotated as urea carboxylase-associated family protein. The transcript is spliced from 2 exons. NCBI's taxonomy places the organism in Eukaryota, Fungi, Ascomycota, Eurotiomycetes, Eurotiales, Aspergillaceae. The coding region runs from base 1 to 930 and encodes 309 amino acids. The record is from RefSeq and is a predicted model, not a curated record.
AUGUCUCGCAGACCACCUCCAGCGUACACAGCACCACCUGAUUCGGGCGUGCAUGCAACAUCGCAGCUCUACCGCUCAAUCUCCGAAACCGCCUCUACCCCAUCUGCGCGUAUUCCGAAGGAAUCUUUCACUAUCAGACCCUGUUCUGGUCAAGCGUGGAUUGUCCCCGCCGGCCACUUAUGCCGCCUGACUACACCCAAGGGACCACAGGUAGGCGAUUUGAACAUUUGGAAUGCGAACAACCCCCGAGAACGGAUGUGGGCGGCACGGACUCGCCAAAUCCAUGCCUCCCACGUCUCGGUGGGUGAUCGGCUAUGGUCGAACUUGCCCUAUCUACGACCCCUCGUGACAAUCACCGGUGACUCGCUGGGUGGCGGACAACUGCAUGAUGUGCUUGGGCCCGAUGGAAAGAGAAAGCCAGAGGUGGUGUUUGGAAGUACACAGUUUGGAGGACGCGUGCAUGACUUGAUGGGUACUCGCUGUGAUCCCUACGUCAAUUUACUUAUGGGUGGGGAGACCUUUGACUUCCACUGUCACUCGAACUUGACUCGGUCCGUGGUUCCUUAUGGGUUGACUGAAUUGGAUGUUCACGAUGUCUUGAAUGUGUUCCAGGUGACUGGACUGGAUGAGGAGGGCAAGUACUUUAUGGAGACAUCCCCUGCACAGGCGGGCGAAUACUUCGAGUUCUUUGCCGAGAUGGAUGUUCUCUGUGCGCUGUCUGCGUGCCCCGGUGGUGAUCUUUCGAACUGGGGGUGGGAUAAUAAAGAGGGUGAUAUGGGAGCCACUUGUCGCCCGUUGGGGGUGGAGGUUUACCAAUUGGCUGAUACCCAGGUACUGGAUGGGUGGAAGGCUCCCGAGUGCCCCAAAUACCAGGGUAUGCAUGGGAUGACCAUGCCCACUCGCGAAGACGAUGGAUAUGCUGGAGUGUAA